AUGUUUAAACCUGAUUAACGAAAUUUAGGUGGAAGAUAAAUUAUUUGUAAUAUGGUUUUGAAUCACAGGUUAUCAUUAAAUAUAAUGGAUGAUAAGUCAGCAAUAUCUCCAAUUUAGACUAAAAUGCAUACUCCUCGUUAAGGAUGUUAUACUGAUAGGCAAAGUUAAAAUAAGCCUUCAUUCUUUUUUAGAAGAAUUCCUACAAGCAAUUAUUAAAAGUAUAAAGAAUUGCUUUAUAGAAAACCUCUCUCAUUUCCUAAGAAUCAAAAUAAAAAGGAAUGUCAUACUGAGAUUAAAAUAAUAGAUUGGAAUAUUAUUGAAAAAGAAAUAUCGAAAUAUGAAAACGAAUUUUAUAAACUAAAUCUAACUACAUUUUUAAAGAAGUUUGCAAGGCAAAUGAACAUUAAAAAAGAAUAUGAUUUUGCUACUCUAAUCGAAAUUAUUUUGAAUUAUUAUCCUAAUUUGAAACAAGAUGAACUUAUAGAAAUUGCAUCAGAUAUUAUUGUUGCCGAUCUUUGA
Messenger RNA from Paramecium sonneborni, 519 nucleotides. The record is from the annotation of a GenBank genome assembly. Lineage: Eukaryota; Ciliophora; Oligohymenophorea; Peniculida; Parameciidae.